CUCCUCGUCGAUGACGAGAACACCCCUCACACACUCUCUCUCUACCCCCCCUCUCUCUCUAUACAUACACCUGCUGCGUUUGUAUAUAUCCGCAGCCGUCGUUACUACGUCGGUUGUCUGGAUUCCGUUGUUUCUAUAAUAUUAUCUCUUUUAAUCCCACAACAACUUCAAAUCAAAAUCAAAAUCAAAUUCAAACAGAUCUUUGCUACCUGUUGGAUCCAAAUAAUUUCUUCUUUGAUCUCAACCCAGAUCUGAUAAAUCAGAUAAAGUUUUUGUUAAAAAUCCUUCAUAAUGUCGGCGGCUUUAAAUCACGCUCUUCAGACCCGACCCGACCCCAAUUUGACAAAAACUUUCUCCACCCGCCCGCAAAACGGGUCAACCCGGAUUGGUGUUACCCGAAGCCUGAAACAAUCCAGCCUGUUAGGUAAAAAACUGUACGGAACCAGGUUCGGGUCCGGGUCGGUAUCCGGGUCGGGUUCUGAGACGGUCCGUAAAGUGAAACUAAAUGGGUCGGGUCGGAGAAUAGAGGUUCGGGCGGGUUUGUCGUUGGUACCCGAGAAGCCGUUGGGGUUGUAUGAUCCGGCUUUUGAUAAGGAUUCAUGUGGGGUUGGGUUUGUUGCUGAAUUAUCUGGUGUAGGUAACCGGAAAACGGUGACUGAUGCUAUUGAGAUGUUGGUUCGGAUGUCGCAUAGAGGUGCUUGUGGAUGUGAGACCAAUACUGGUGAUGGUGCUGGUAUUCUUGUUGGACUUCCACAUGAGUUUUACAAGGAGGUAGCAAAGGAUGAGGGGUUUGAGCUACCGCCUCCCGGUGAAUACGCAGUCGGCAUGUUCUUCUUGCCUACUUCUGAUACUAGAAGGGAGCAAAGCAAGAUUGUGUUUACAAAGGUUGCUGAGUCACUCGGGCACACGGUUCUCGGCUGGCGUACUGUCCCAACAGAUAAUUCAAGUUUGGGUAAAUCUGCUCUGCAAACCGAGCCUGUUAUCGAACAAGUGUUUCUCACACCCACUCCUAGGUCAAAAGUCGAUUUUGAGCGGCAGAUGUACAUACUAAGAAGGGUUUCAAUGGUAGCCAUCCGGGCUGCAUUGAACCUUCAACACGGUGGGGUCCGGGACUUCUAUAUAUGUUCUUUAUCAUCUAGAACUGUUGUAUACAAAGGUCAGUUAAAACCAAACCAGUUGAAGGAGUAUUACCAUGCAGAUCUUGGGAACGAAAGGUUUACGAGCUACAUGGCACUGAUUCAUUCUCGAUUUUCAACCAACACGUUUCCUAGCUGGGAUCGUGCUCAACCGAUGCGUGUUCUUGGACAUAACGGUGAAAUUAACACGCUUAGAGGGAAUGUUAACUGGAUGAAGGCACGUGAGGGUCUUCUAAAAUGCAAAGAGCUUGGCCUCUCAAAGAAUGAGAUGAAGAAACUUCUUCCCAUCGUAGACGCCAGCUCAUCAGAUUCAGGUGCUUUUGAUGGUGUUUUGGAGCUUUUAGUGCGAGCGGGAAGAAGUCUUCCCGAGGCUGUUAUGAUGAUGAUCCCCGAAGCAUGGCAAAACGACAAGAACAUGGAUCCUCAACGGAAGGCUUUAUACGAAUAUUGCUCGGCUUUAAUGGAGCCAUGGGACGGGCCCGCUCUAAUUUCAUUUACCGACGGUCGGUACCUUGGAGCAACACUGGACCGAAAUGGGCUGCGGCCGGGUCGGUUCUAUGUUACUCAUAGUGGGCGAGUUGUAAUGGCUAGUGAAGUUGGAGUUGUUGAUAUUCCACCAGAAGAUGUUUCUAGAAAAGGAAGACUUAACCCUGGAAUGAUGCUUCUUGUCGACUUUGAGAAACAUACCGUUGUAGACGAUGAAGCUUUGAAACAACAAUAUUCACUUGCGAGACCGUAUGGCAAGUGGCUUGAAACACAAAAGAUAGAACUGAAAAAGAUUGUCGGGUCCGUCAAUAAAUCUUUACGUGCCUGCCCUCCCAUCGCUGGAGUGUCAAAGGACGAUGAGGACAUGGGCAUCCAGGGUCUGUUGGCUCCAUUGAAGGCUUUUGGUUAUACAAUUGAAUCUUUGGAGAUGCUUCUACUACCAAUGGCUAAAGACGGUGUUGAAGCGCUUGGUUCAAUGGGAAAUGAUGCUCCGUUGGCCGUGAUGUCCAACAGAGAGAAGCUAACAUUCGAGUAUUUCAAACAAAUGUUUGCGCAAGUAACCAACCCACCAAUUGAUCCCAUACGGGAGAAAAUCGUAACCUCUAUGGAAUGCAUGGUGGGACCAGAAGGCGAUCUUACAGAAACGACAGAAGAGCAAUGCCAUCGCCUUUCACUAAAAGGUCCGCUUUUGUCUAUCGAGGAAAUGGAGUCUAUUAAAAAUAUGAACUAUAGAGGUUGGAGAAGCAAAGUUAUUGAUAUAACGUACCCUAAAGAACUUGGCAAAAAGGGUUUGGAGGAAACGCUUGAUAGAAUCUGUUCUGAGGCGCACGAUGCGAUUAAGGAGGGCUAUACUACAUUGGUGCUUUCCGACAGAGCCUUUUCAUCAAAGCGAGUGGCAGUAAGCUCUCUUAUGGCAGUUGGUGCGGUCCACCAUCAUUUGGUCAAAAAACUUGAGCGAACCAGGGUUGCGCUAAUGGUGGAAUCUGCGGAGCCGCGUGAAGUGCACCAUUUCUGUACACUUGUCGGGUUCGGUGUUGAUGCCAUUUGCCCGUAUUUGGCAGUCGAAGCAAUUUGGAGGUUGCAGGCCGAUGGUAAAAUCCCACCAAAAUCAAACGGCGAGUUCCACACAAAAGAGGAAUUAGUUAAAAAGUACUACAAAGCAAGUCACUACGGAAUGCAAAAGGUUCUUGCGAAAAUGGGAAUUUCAACGUUAGCAUCGUAUAAAGGUGCGCAAAUCUUUGAAGCAGUCGGGUUAUCAUCCGAAGUAAUGGAACGAUGCUUCGCUGGCACUCCAAGUCGAGUCGAAGGAGCUACAUUUGAAGCACUUGCCGGUGACGCACUUAAUUUGCAUGAUCUAGGGUUUCCAUCACGUAAAUUUCCGCCAAACAGUGCGGAAGCAGUUGCUUUACCGAACCCUGGUGAUUACCAUUGGAGGAAAGGUGGAGAAAUUCAUUUGAAUGACCCGUUAGCGAUUGCUAAACUGCAAGAAGCUGCUAGGGGUAACAGCGUUGCUGCGUAUAAAGAGUAUUCGAAACGCAUUCAUGAACUGAAUAAAACUUGUAAUCUUCGUGGGCUUCUGAAAUUUAAAGAGGGAAUGGCUAAGGUGCCGCUGGAAGAGGUUGAACCUGCUAGUGAAAUAGUGAAACGGUUCUGUACCGGUGCCAUGAGUUACGGGUCCAUAUCCUUGGAGGCCCACACGACACUUGCCAUUGCUAUGAAUAAAAUUGGAGGCAAAUCUAACACAGGUGAGGGAGGUGAAAAUCCAUCUCGUUUGGUACCGCUCCCAGACGGUUCGAUGAAUCCCAAAAGGAGUGCGAUCAAGCAGGUUGCUAGCGGACGAUUUGGGGUUUCAAGUUAUUACCUUACAAAUGCUGAUGAAUUGCAGAUAAAGAUGGCUCAGGGAGCAAAGCCCGGUGAAGGUGGUGAACUUCCGGGUCACAAAGUUAUCGGAGAUAUCGCCGUCACAAGAAAUUCAACAGCGGGAGUUGGAUUAAUUAGCCCCCCGCCACAUCACGAUAUCUAUUCAAUCGAAGAUCUUGCUCAAUUAAUUCAUGAUCUAAAGAAUGCGAAUCCUUCGGCUCGAGUUAGUGUGAAGUUGGUUUCUGAAGCUGGCGUGGGAGUGAUUGCUAGCGGUGUGGUCAAGGGCCAUGCAGACCAUGUCUUGAUCUCGGGUCAUGACGGUGGAACCGGUGCGUCCAGGUGGACCGGGAUCAAGAGUGCUGGGCUCCCAUGGGAGCUCGGUCUAGCCGAGACACACCAAACCCUAGUUGCAAACGACCUUCGUGGUAGAACCGUGUUACAGACAGACGGUCAGCUAAAAACCGGGAGAGAUGUAGCCAUUGCUGCCCUUCUCGGGGCUGAGGAGUUUGGUUUCAGUACAGCCCCACUUAUUACACUCGGCUGCAUCAUGAUGAGAAAAUGUCACAAAAACACUUGUCCUGUCGGGAUAGCCACUCAAGAUCCCGUUCUCCGUGAGAAAUUUGCAGGGGAACCAGAACACGUAAUCAAUUUCUUCUUCAUGUUAGCAGAGGAAAUGAGAGAAAUCAUGUCCGAUUUGGGUUUCCGAACCGUUAACGAAAUGGUGGGACGUGCCGAUAUGCUCGAAGUCGAUAAAGAUUUGACAAAAGACAAUGAGAAAUUAAAAAACAUCGAUCUGUCGUUAUUACUUCGACCAGCCGCUGAUAUCCGCCCAGAUGCAGCCCAAAUUUGCAUACAAAGCCAAGAUCACGGGUUAGAUAUGGCUCUUGAUCAACGGUUAAUAACACUUGCGAAACCCGCUUUAGAAAAGGCUCUGCCUGUAUACAUCGAAUCACCAAUUUGCAAUGUGAACCGUGCGGUCGGGACGAUGCUUAGCCAUGAAGUUACUAAACGAUACCACUUGGCUGGACUUCCAACCGACACAAUCCAUAUCAAACUUAACGGAAGUGCGGGCCAGAGUAUCGGAGCCUUCCUUUGCCCGGGAAUUUUACUCGAGCUUGAAGGUGACAGCAAUGAUUACGUCGGAAAAGGAUUGUCAGGCGGCAAGAUUGUCGUUUAUCCGCCAAAAGGAAGCGGGUUUGACCCAAAAGAAAACAUCGUGAUUGGGAACGUUGCCCUUUAUGGUGCAACAAGUGGUGAAGCUUAUUUCAACGGAAUGGCGGCAGAGCGUUUUUGCGUUAGAAACUCCGGGGCUAAGACUGUGGUGGAAGGUGUAGGUGAUCACGGUUGUGAAUACAUGACAGGUGGGACUGUUGUCAUAUUGGGUAAAACUGGGAGGAACUUUGCUGCUGGGAUGAGCGGUGGCAUUGCGUAUGUUCUUGAUGUUGAUGCCACGUUCUGGUCGAGAUGUAAUGCCGAGCUUGUUGACCUUGAUAAGGUUGAAGAAGAGGAUGACAUCAUGACACUAAGAAUGAUGAUUCAGCAACACCAACGGCAUACAAACAGCCAGCUGGCGAAGGAAGUACUUGCCGACUUCGACAAUCUUUUGCCUAAAUUCGUUAAAGUUUUCCCAAGAGAUUAUAAGCGGAUUCUCGCUACCAUGAAAGAAAAAGAAGCUGCCAAAAACGCUGCUGCUGAGUUGGCUCUUGAAGAAGCCGAUAUUCGAGAAGAAGACGUGUUGAAGGAGAAAGAUGCGUUUGAAGAACUUAAAAAGAUGGCAGCCAAGUCGUUGAGUGAGGCGGUCGAUAAUAAGGUUAAAGAGAUCGUCAAAGCGGUCAAAGAGGCUGAAGUGGCUGAACCGGCCGCCAGACCAUCCCGGGUUGAAGAUGCAGUCAAACACCGCGGUUUUGUUGCUUACGAGCGUGAGGGGGUAUCGUACCGGGACCCGGCUGUUCGGAUGGAAGACUGGAAUGAAGUUAUGGAAGAGACGAAACCCGGCCCACUUUUGAAAACUCAAUCUGCACGGUGUAUGGAUUGCGGUACACCUUUUUGUCAUCAGGAUAAUUCGGGCUGUCCUCUCGGCAACAAAAUUCCUGAAUUCAACGAGCUGGUUUAUCAGAACAGAUGGCGUGAAGCAUUGGACCGACUUCUUGAGACAAAUAACUUCCCGGAGUUCACGGGCCGGGUCUGCCCCGCUCCAUGUGAAGGCUCAUGUGUGCUCGGUAUAAUCGAAAAUCCCGUCUCAAUUAAAAACAUUGAGUGCUCGAUCAUAGACAAGGCCUUUGAGGAAGGAUGGAUGGUGCCUCGACCUCCCCUCAAGAGAACAGGGAAAAAAGUAGCUAUUGUUGGAAGUGGCCCUGCUGGGUUAGCCGCAGCUGAUCAACUAAAUAGGAUAGGCCAUACAGUGACCGUGUUCGAGCGCGCUGACCGAAUCGGUGGACUCAUGAUGUACGGGGUUCCUAACAUGAAGGCCGACAAAAUCGACGUGGUUCAAAGACGGGUUGACCUGAUGGCUGAGGAAGGUGUGAAUUUCGUGGUUAAUGCCAAUGUAGGAACCGAUCCGUCAUAUUCCAUUGAACGGCUUCGUGAAGACAAUGAUGCUGUUAUUUUGGCCGUUGGAUCCACAAAGCCAAGGGACCUUCCUGUUCCGGGACGAGAGCUAUCGGGAGUACAUUUUGCUAUGGAGUUUUUGCAUGCAAAUACUAAAAGCUUAUUGGAUAGCAAUCUCGAGGAUGGUAAAUACAUAUCCGCUAAAGGUAAAAAGGUAAUUGUAAUCGGUGGUGGUGACACCGGUACAGAUUGUAUCGGGACGUCUAUUCGACAUGGUUGCACCAGCAUUGUAAAUCUGGAGCUUCUUCCCCAGCCACCACAAACCCGAGCACCCGGAAACCCCUGGCCACAGUGGCCUCGUGUAUUCCGUGUAGAUUAUGGACACCAAGAAGCUGCUACGAAAUUCGGGAAAGACCCACGGACUUAUGAAGUGUUGACCAAGAGGUUCAUUAGUGACGAGAAUGGGUCCGUAAAAGGUCUUGAGUUGGUGCGGGUGCAAUGGGGAAAAGAUGAGACUGGUCGGUUCCAGUUCAAGGAGGUAGAGGGUUCUGAAGAGAUCAUCGAGGCUGACCUGGUUUUGCUAGCCAUGGGCUUCCUCGGUCCUGAGUCGACGAUAGCGGACAAACUGGGAUUGGAGAAAGACGGGAGGUCGAAUGUGAAGGCGGAGUAUGGGCGGUUCUCGACGAACGUGGAAGGUGUGUUUGCGGCGGGUGAUUGCCGAAGAGGGCAGUCGUUGGUGGUGUGGGCCAUAUCAGAAGGGCGGCAGGCGGCAGCACAGGUGGAUAAGUUUUUGUUGAAGGAUGAAAAGGAUGUUGAAAGCAGCUUAGAAGAAGAGAAGGGGACGAUGGAGCAGCAAGCGGUUCGGACAUUAUAGAUACAUACAAGAUUGAUUGAUAUUAGAAAAAGAAAGGUAAUAGAGAGGUGGUUUUGUGUGGAAGUUAGUUUUGUGUCCUUCAGGCUCUGCUGUUUAUAGCCUUAUUUUCUUCUUUUUUAUCAUUGGUUGUUGCUUGUUUGAACUUUGAAACAAUAAAUGUACAGAUGAAUCUGUUUUGGUUUUGGGUUAUUUCUCAAUCUAGAUGGUUAACUUA
Molecule: messenger RNA, 7117 nt
Organism: Helianthus annuus (common sunflower)
Lineage: Eukaryota; Viridiplantae; Streptophyta; Magnoliopsida; Asterales; Asteraceae
Product: glutamate synthase 1 [NADH], chloroplastic
Exons: 20
Coding region: 292-6903 (2203 amino acids)
Molecular function (GO): iron-sulfur cluster binding; glutamate synthase (NADH) activity; FMN binding
Source: RefSeq, a predicted model, not a curated record